GUAAACGUUUUGUGAAAGCAAAAAAAGUUUUAAAAUAAAAGAAUUAUUAUUAAUCAUUCUACAAAAUUAAUUGAAAAAAAAAAGAAAUACAAAAAAAAAAUGAGUAACAGAGGAUUUUUGAGACGAAGUCACCGAACUGUUGAUCAGUUCUUAGAAAAAUUAGGAUAUUAUCGUAAAUGUAUUGCAAGAGAUGAAACGUGUUUAUUUCGAAUUGUUGCAGAACAAUUAUAUAACACACAAACAAUGCAUUUACGCGUUCGCGAAGAAGUCCUGCAGUUUAUGAUUGAACAUAGACAUAUUUUGUCCGGUUUUAUACCAGAACCGUACGAUGAUUAUUUGGAUCGAUUACGGAAACAUCUUGUCGUUUGUGGAGAUAUUGAAAUAAGUAUUGUUAGCUUAUUGUAUGGGAGAGACGUUUUGGUUUUUGAACCAAAAGAUGGCAAAUUUAUAAAUGCAACCGCUCGUGACCUAAAAGAAAAGUUCUUAUUAUGCAGAACAACUGAUGAUCAUUAUGAUGGAGUAUUUCGACUUGAGUCUAUUGAAACUGCGGCUUUUUGUCAAUCUAUGAUGUAUGAAUUACUUUAUGAAAGAGUAUUCGAUGUUAAAGACACCGACAUAAUUGUUGACUUGAUGUUACAUUCGGAUGGGGAAAAUUCUGUUAUCGAAACAAACAAUAAUAGUUCUGGUGAGAGUGGCGAACGUUUGUUGGCAGUCAAAUCAAUACUAAAUUCAAGAGGAUUACAAUAUGAUGACAAUGUAUCAGAAUCAUUACGUAAUAUUGUUGAUGAAGGUCUGGCACCAUUCUCAUUUAAAGUUGCAAAAGCUUUAGAUCCAACAAUUUAUCGAAAUAUUGAAUUUGAUUCUUGGAAUGAAAUGCGCAAAGAAAUUCGCUACAAUCAGUGGUAUAAAGGUGGUGAAGAUUUAACUGAAGGUGUGCGAUGUAUGGUAAGAUUGUCGAUGGAUAAUGAUGAUAAUGAAGAAGAUAAAUUUAUGUGUUACAUACAAAAAUUAUCGUCAGAUAGUAAGCAUGGUGAAUAUGAAGGCGAUAAACCAUGUGUUGUGUACAUAGAAGAAUUAGCAAAAAUAUGUACGGUACGACGCGAUCAAUUAGAGCCAUUACCACAUGCUACAGCUUGGCCGUUGCCAUUAAAAACUUAUAAACAUUUGUACAAAGAAACUCUUUGUAACAAAAAGAACAUCCGAAAAUCUAAAACACCAAAAUCAUUAAAAAAUUGUAAAAUCUUAGAUUUUUCAACGGAUCCGGAUGCCCCAAAGUUGAAAAUUAAAACCAAAAAGGAGAUUAUUGGUACUCUCAAUGCUUACAAUAAUUCAGUUCAAGAAAAUGUUGAAUACAUCACAAUGCCAGCAUAUGUUCCAAAUCCAUAUACAACACAUUCCCCCGAAAAUUGGAAUGAAAAUACGUCGAAUGAUCAAAUAAUUACAUCGCCGCAUACAAUAACAAAUACAACAUUACGUAAUACAUAUCCAGUUUAUGCAACCGAAUAUUUACCACAACCACCACCAGCGGCCAUAGAAUCAUCAACUAGUAAUUCGUACGUCAUUGUAGAUCCAAAUACAAUUGUUGAUUACCCAACGAACAGACCACACGAACCAGUUAAUUACAACGUAUCACGUUCCCAGUCACCAAAUGGAGCCGAUUUACCAUAUCAUGAUAUACCAACGUUACGAUUUUUUUUCAACUUUGGCUUGGAUUAUUUUCGUAAUAUAAAUACAACUAUUUGGCAUCAUGCUAAUGGUACAGAGGAAGUGUACAAUCAUAGCACACCCAUGAUAACAGCGGAGAGUCCACAACAAGUGAUCACAACAGCCCCAACAACAGGUGUGUGGCCAAUUUGUAGUGGAUCGCCUGUAAUUGUUCCACAUGUUGGCGGCAUUGAUACGCAGCAAAGAUUAUCAAUUGAUAUGCAACAUUUGAACUUAAAAGAAGAAUGUGAGGAUGUUGAUUACAUUGGAUAUAAAAAUGGUAAGAAAGCUGAUGAUAAAAAUGUCGUAUCCAAAAAUCGUCAAUGGAAUAACAGCCGUAAACUUCAAAAUCAAAUACAAAAAUCACCAUCAAGUAAACUCACUUGGCAAUAUAAUUCAUCAAUGAUUGCACGAAACAUUGAAGCAUACCCAACAUCAACACCGGCCGCCUAUAAUUGUGCUGUAGCAAAACCAACACCUGAAAGUAUGAGUCCACCCAGCAUUGAAUACAAUACACCAGGUUAUUAUACGCAUUUCAUCCCUGAACAUCCACAAAACUUUGUGUAUGCUCCAGCUCCGCCAGAUAUGCUACAACCGUAUAUUUAUUCAAAUUGUUAUCCUGCACCAUCGUUUGCGUACGUGCCAGAAGGUAUUCAACCAAUUCCUUAUAGUACACCACAAACACAUUCAAAUCAACUAAUAAAAACCUCGACUCCAAAUAAUUUAUCCGCUUAAAAUUUAUAUAUUAUU
Messenger RNA from Chrysoperla carnea, 2454 nucleotides. RefSeq names its product protein ovarian tumor locus-like. The transcript has 8 exons. Gene Ontology annotation, molecular function: cysteine-type deubiquitinase activity. The record is from RefSeq and is a predicted model, not a curated record. Lineage: Eukaryota; Metazoa; Arthropoda; Insecta; Neuroptera; Chrysopidae. Gene Ontology annotation, biological process: protein deubiquitination. Bases 100 to 2439 code for a protein of 779 amino acids.